Messenger RNA from Eriocheir sinensis (Chinese mitten crab), 991 nucleotides. RefSeq lists its product as uncharacterized. NCBI's taxonomy places the organism in Eukaryota, Metazoa, Arthropoda, Malacostraca, Decapoda, Varunidae. The transcript has 5 exons. The record is from RefSeq and is a predicted model, not a curated record. The coding region runs from base 143 to 901 and encodes 252 amino acids.
GCGGGGAUCCGGCUGACGUGAACGGACCACCACACGACCCGCUGCUCGUGCCCACGGCGGCAGCGGCCGAGGCGAGGAGCAGCGGCGCGGGGCGGGGCAGAGCCAGAGUAUCUGGAGCCUUAGACCUGAACACACGGACGAGAUGUGGUGCGUUAUCUUGCUGGCGGCAGUGAUGGUGGCGGCGGCGGGCGGCCAGAGUCAAUUUAGUUAUGACGGGACGCCCCUGGCUGACGACGUGGUCGUUGGGUCAGGACAGAGUCAGCAGUUCUUCGCAUCUCGACAGCCUGAGCCACAACAGCUGUUUGUACCGGAGCGGCCCCAGCAGGUCUUCGUCCAGCAGCAGCCUCAGUCACCGGUGUUUGUGCAGCCCGAUACACAGCAGGUGUUUGUGCAGCCCCAGCCACGCCCCAUGUUCCAGAUGCUCCCCUCGUUCUCACAGCAAGCGGCGGUGAGCCAGAGUGUCCAGCCGCAGGUGUCUUCCGCCUGUCCGGCCACUUACUCCCGGGUCCACACCAUCUACCAGGGCCGAGUCUACCACUUCUCCUGGUGCAACCUGCCCGGCCACGGUUUCACCCAGUACGGUGCCAGGGACUACUGCCGCGGCCUCCGCGAGGUGACCGUGGUGAACCGACACGGCAGCUUUGACCUUUACCGCGUCGAUAGCUCUACUGACUUCGACUUCUUCCUCGAGCUGCUCCUCCAGCACCAAAUCCCAUCCAUCUGGACCAGGGACCUUGCUUCCACCGCGCCCUAUGAAAUCCGCGGCUCCAUCACCAGGUCCGGGGACUCCACGUCCGGCCAGGACUGCCUCUCGAUGGAGGCUUCCACAGAUGGCCUCUUCCUCCUCCAAGACACUUGCUCCGACCGGAAGGCCGCCGUCUGCGUUGCUCCUUUGGAAUAGUAGAUAAUAAGUUUGUCAAUAACCAGCUUAUCAUUGUGUAAAUAAAGUUCCUCUUGUACUGUCACAAUAAAGAACAAACAAGGAUCAUAA